CCUUUGGGCAGUUACACGCACCCAUCUCCGCGCCGCGCACACGACACGAUCCGUGGUUGGUUGGUUGCCCGCGCCCGCCCGCCUAUAUCCUCAUCCCCAUCGCCGGUUCCGCCACCACGUCCGCCCCCCGCGUCGUUCUCCCCCCGCUCUCUUUCCCCUCCCGACCUCCCUCCGGAGCAAGAAUCACCGGAGGAGCCCGGCCCCAGACCCAAACCAAGCCAGCGCGGGCGUGAGCGGCCAUGUCGUACUACGGCGACCGGCGCCCGGAGUCGUCGAUCGUGGAGGCGUUCACGCUGUCUCCGCUGCCGUACCCGGUGAUCCUGAUCCUGCUCAUGGUCUCGCUCCUGCUGGGCGUCUCGUGGUUCUUCACCUACGAGGACUUCAUCGAGGAGGCGGCGGAGCAGUUCAGCUGGGCGCUGCUGGCCGUGCCCAUCGCGCUCGUGCUCCUCAUCCGCUGGAUCUCCUCCGUCGACUCCUUCGACGGCUACUUCUUCGGAUUCUACCCCAGCGAGCGCCGCUGGAGGCCCGGCUACGGGAGCGCCCCCGCUGAGGGAAGCUCGCCCUGGGGCGUCGCCAUGCUCGUCCUGCUCCUCAUCGUGCUUGCCAGCUUCCACGAGACCAUCCGGGACAUGUGGCGGCCAUGAUCGAAUCCAUCCGGCCUCGUCUGUCCUGAUGAUGAACACGUACGCGUGAUUCGGUCUCUCCGCCUCCUGUAGCGCUCGAUUUCUCAUGCUUUUUCUUGCGUGCUUGGCUGAUCGCUGAUCCUAUUUAUACGCACGCAUGUUUGCGCUUGUACUUCUUGUUCCAUCGAUGCUGUACAUAUAUAAUACGGAUUCUGCAACUGGCUAGAUUACAGAGUGAGGGUGAUACUCGAUUAGCUGCAUGUAUCACUGGUUCUGUUUUUGUGUGUGUGUUAUAAUAUAGUUCUGGUUUGCUUUAUGUUUCGAA
Molecule: messenger RNA, 948 nt
Organism: Panicum hallii
Lineage: Eukaryota; Viridiplantae; Streptophyta; Magnoliopsida; Poales; Poaceae
Exons: 1
Coding region: 240-644 (134 amino acids)
Source: RefSeq, a predicted model, not a curated record